Messenger RNA from Cryptosporidium muris RN66, 1392 nucleotides. RefSeq lists its product as uncharacterized. The transcript has a single exon. The record is from RefSeq and is a predicted model, not a curated record. NCBI's taxonomy places the organism in Eukaryota, Apicomplexa, Conoidasida, Eucoccidiorida, Cryptosporidiidae. Bases 1 to 1392 code for a protein of 463 amino acids.
AUGAAGUUAUAUGAAAGCAUACGUGAUACUGUAUUACCGGGAACAUUUGGAACUGGUCGUCGUGCUUACUUUACUGAAGUAAUUGCUACAAUCUAUCAAAUUGCCAUCUUUAUUUUCGUAAUAGCAAGUAUUUACAACUCCUUUCGCUUAUAUGUACAUUAUGGCCGUAUAAAUAGUUUUGUUACUACAUAUUCAGAAUCGACUAGUAUAGAAGCACCUUCUAUUAUAUUUUGCUAUAGCAGUAGUAUCCAAGUUAAUAAGAUCUUACCUUUUAACACUAAAAUAUAUGCAAGAAUUUUGUACAAUAAUAAUCUGUAUUAUAGCUUGCCGAUAAAGCUGCGUUACUGUCAAUUUGGUGUAUAUCUAUGUAUGUGUAGUGAUAUUUGGGCUCAAACAUUUUAUGGUCCCAUGACAUUUUACAACCAAUCAAUAGAAUUAUAUAGGAGUAAUUUUAAAGAUCUUAAUGUCUAUCCACCUGGCAAAUUUCCACUACCAAAGUUCACUAAAGAUAAACUUGAUAGACAAGUACAUAAAUCACUUACUAAAAAACAAGCAGAGAAUAAACAUUAUAAGCCCCAUCUAGUCAAUUGGUGUAAUCUAAGUAUAAUGGAAAUAAAUAUAACAAGUGCUGAAAGUAAAUUGUAUUCUACUUUACAAGGUUAUAAGACAAAUUUUAGUAGGGAAUCACUGAAUGCUAUUCAGUGUGAAUUUAAAGAUGCUAUUGAAUUUCUCAUAAUGGAAGAUGAAGAUAUACCUGGAUAUAUGGGAUUUUAUACUUCAAAAACUUAUGAAAUAUUAGAACCUAUGUGGAUUAAAGUGAGUACUCCGAGUUUAAUUUUUGCAUAUUUGCAACUAGAAAAAAACUGGAUAAUUGAUUUCCAAUGGGUUAAGAAUAUCUUCAAUAUUUGGCACUUGUUCUCAAGAAGCUACAGAAUAAAAUUAAAAAAUAGCUCGAACUAUAACGACGAAUAUGAAGUGCCAUUACCAUCAUUAGUUACUGAAAGUCAUCAGUUAGCUGCAGAUAUUGUGCAGAUACAUGGUAAUGUUCUACCCACUCACUGGUGGAUCCUAAAUUCUAAUGAUGACGAUAUUCAAAGUAAAAAUCUUCUAGAUAUUAAUAAGACUUCUACAUUAUGGAUUAGAGCUGAAUAUCAAUCUUUUUUUACUCCAAAUACUGUUCGGGUAGCCAAUAAGCACUUUUUACUUGUAUUAUUUGGAUUAGCUAUUUCAAUUUUAUUCUCUCUAAAUUAUCUCAGUUUAUUUUAUUCAAUAUUUCCUUUUUAUAGAGGCGAUAUUCCGAAAUUAAAAGUUUCCUUUAUAAUAAAAAUUUUAAGCUGUAAUUUAAUAAAAUCUUAUCAUGACUAUAAUAUUGAAAAUGAUAGUACUUGUUAA